CGGUGAUUGUUGACUCCGAGUCUACGAGGGCUCAACAGUGCAGAUUGGGACACAGCCGCUGGGGAGCGCUCUCAGUAUGGCUGGAGUUGGCUGGAGACCCUAAACGUCGAUAGAGAUCCAUGGUUUUCCACUAAUUGACCUUUUUCUGGUGAUAAUUCAGUCUAAAAAGCAGUGACAUCGCGCGUCACACCAUGAACGCGCGCUAGCAGGACGUUCUGCAGGACAUCAUGCAGAGGUUCUACAGCUGCAGCUGCUUCUGCACCGACAACAUCUUCCUGGAGGAGCCCGGGCUGCAUGUCCGCUUCAUCUCCGAGGAGCAGUUCGGGAGAGACUAUCGGAGCAUCCUCAGGUCUUUGGGUUGUGCCACUGAUGCCCAGUUCAACAGCGUUCUCCAAAAAAUCCAGGCAGAAGUGGAGAGGCGCCAGAAUCUCGAGGGUCGCUCAGCUGAAAGGAAAGCGGUCAUUAAAGAAACGUACAAACCUCUUCAUGAACAUGUUUACUACUUACAGGAAUCUUACCUGAGCCCGGAGUUCUUAAACGCAGCCAAAUACUGUCAGACUGAAGGUGCCAGUCAGGAGGGGCUCAUGGACCUAAUUCACUCAGAGGCAGCUCCCAGAGUGUACCGUUUCCCAAUCUUUACGAAGGACUUCUGCAGGGAAUUCGUGGAAGAACUGGAGCACUUUGAGCAGUCUGAGGCUCCGAAGGGCAGACCAAACACUAUGAACAACUAUGGGAUCCUGCUAGAUGAGCUAGGCUUUGAUGAGGGUCUGAUCACCCCACUGAGGGAGCGCUACCUGCGGCCACUGAGCUCACUGCUCUACCCGGAUUGUGGGGGUGAGUGGCUGGACAGCCAUAAGGCCUUCGUGGUGAAGUAUGCCAUGCACGAAGACCUGGACCUCAGCUAUCACUACGACAACGCUGAGGUCACACUGAAUGCCUCUCUGGGGAAAGACUUCACGGAAGGGAACCUGUACUUCGGAGACAUGAAAGAGGUGCCUCUGAGUGAGACAGAGUGUGUGGAGGUGGAGCACCAUGUGGCGGAGGCUGUUCUCCACCGGGGGCAGCAGAUGCACGGUGCUUUGCGCAUCUCCUCAGGCCUGCGCUGGAACCUCAUCAUAUGGAUGCGAGCAUCUCGUCAAAGGAACCGCAUUUGCCCAAUGUGCGGCCGGACACCUCGACUGCAGCCCAGCCAGGGCUAUGGGGACGGCUUCACCGCCGAGACCAGCGACUCUGGCUGGACGUGCGCCUUAACGUGACUUUAAUGCACCAUUGUGGAUAUCAGUAAAGACCAUGUCCUCCAACUGAAGGUA
Molecule: messenger RNA, 1310 nt
Organism: Pygocentrus nattereri (red-bellied piranha)
Lineage: Eukaryota; Metazoa; Chordata; Actinopteri; Characiformes; Serrasalmidae
Gene: ogfod2
Product: 2-oxoglutarate and iron-dependent oxygenase domain containing 2
Exons: 7
Coding region: 228-1256 (342 amino acids)
Molecular function (GO): iron ion binding; oxidoreductase activity, acting on paired donors, with incorporation or reduction of molecular oxygen; L-ascorbic acid binding
Source: RefSeq, a predicted model, not a curated record